Messenger RNA from Drosophila eugracilis, 1648 nucleotides. RefSeq names its product SH3 domain-containing protein Dlish (gene Dlish). Gene Ontology annotation, molecular function: protein binding. The record is from RefSeq and is a predicted model, not a curated record. NCBI's taxonomy places the organism in Eukaryota, Metazoa, Arthropoda, Insecta, Diptera, Drosophilidae.
AACUUUUUUAGAAAUCUCAGCAAAAUAUCUAAUUUUUUAUGCUUCAGCUAUAGAGCUAAUUCACAUAAACACAUGUACUACCAAGGUGAACACCGGCCCGAGUGCAAUGCCCAGAAAUCGAAGGCCGAAUUCAAGAGCAGUUCACGCUUUCCAAAGUAUUUGCAUGCUUGAAAGAGCAGAGCCAACACGUAUACCAAAAACACAGAAAUAUUUUUUAAAUUUUGGCGCGUCAUAAAAAAAUCGAUAUGCAUUAGAAUCGAGAUUGUUGAAUCGCAUGUGUUCCAUCUCUAGCAGCAGAGUAGAUGAAGAAGAAGAAAGCACUAGUGUCGGAUACAAACAAUAAAGAAAUUAAACAAUUUUACAUAAUUUGGCCGUGUUUUUCGGUUUAAAGGGGUGUAAUUAGAGGAAGGGGAAAGAUAUGGCAUUUCUUUGUCCCGUGCGCAUGCGGCGCGACAAGAAGAAAGCUACAAAUGCCAGCAUAGAGAGGGAUUUGCCAGCUGUGGGAGGACUAGGAAUGGGCCGCAUAACUGGUUCCUCGAGCAUUGAAACAUUAGUGCGUGUGGGCAUCGAAAAAGAACACGGUCUAAGUCCCGAUUCCAAGAUGGUAGUGCUGCACGACUUUACACCCUGCGUUGAUGAUGAACUGGAGGUGAAGCGUGGUCAGCUGGUUAAUAUCCUGUACAGAGAAAACGACUGGGUUUAUGUUAUUGGUCAGGACUCGCGACAAGAGGGCUUCAUACCGUUCUCCUACUGCGCUCCCUGCAACACACAGCUGGCGGAUUUAGGUAAAAAAAAACUGCCAAGGGAACAGUGUCCUGAGCAACCGAUCGAUGAAAAUUUACCACUCCUUGGAACGGACAACAAACUGGAUGUACUCUGCGAUGAGACUUUAAAUCCAGGAUCUGCCAACAGUAUGGAAAACAUCCUACUAUUGGAGCCAGAGUGUAGUCCCUUCGUUAAAGAACCCUCCGGGCGUUGCAUUGUGUUAUACACCUUUAUAGCUCGGGACGAGAAUGAUUUAUCCGUGGAACGUGGCGAAUUUGUUACUGUUUUGAAUCGUGACGAUCCCGAUUGGUUUUGGAUCAUGCGCAGCGAUGGCCAGGAAGGCUUUGUGCCGGCCAGUUUUAUCUAUCCUGCGGACAGCGUUCGAGUUUUACAACAACAGAAAGCUACUCUUAAUGCAAUGGAAACCAUUCUGCAGCAGGGCCAACAAGGCCAGCAAACCCAACAGCAACAGCAGCCACUGGGCUUGGGAACGGAUGAUCUGCGCUACCACGGGACGGAGCUGGUAAUGCUGUACGAUUACAAAGCGCAGGCUCCAGACGACUUGUACCUCUCCGUUCGCCGAGGAGAUUGGAUUUACGCCGAUCUUAGCAAUCAGACUGUUGAUGGAUGGCUUUGGGCCUAUGCUCCGAAAACCCGCAAAUACGGCUUCAUUCCGAAAGCCUAUGCCCGUCCACCUGCCAUGACAAGUCUGUAAACCAUUUUUUGACUUCCAUUAUCCUUAUAAUUAUCAGAUCUUUAUGUGAAUCAUUAUCGGCCCCUUUGGGAUUCCAUUUGGGUACUUUAUGCAUUAGAUAUAUUUAUCGUAAGUGUAAUUUCAUUUCAAUGCCAUUUUCGUUGAAUAAUAAAUUGUGCCUUAGGUUUA